AAUCUGGAAAAUUGCUAAUCGAAAUAAAGGAAUUAACAACCGAAAACUCGCACCUGUCAAGAACGGAAGCGCUGCAGACUGAGAACAUCCCGAAGAAUCGCAACAACCAACACGUGCCGUUUAACUGCACGAGGGUCCUAUUGCACCCUCGGGGCCGAGGGACCAAUGAUUAUAUCAACGCGAGCCACAUCCCGAGUUUCUCGGCCAACAUCAGAUUCAUCGCCACUCAAAGUCCAUUGGAAAAUACCGAAGAAGAUUUUUGGAACAUGAUUUGGCAGGAAGAAGUCAGCAUUAUCGCAGCCAUGAAUAACUUUGACGUUGAGGAUGAGGCUCAGCCGUACUGGCCGCGCUCUCGGACUAAAGGCGUGUACCGCAGCCCCAUCCAAGUGACGCUUGCUAAGAGACUCAGGAGCGAGUUCUUCAUAUCAAGACAUUUCAUUCUUACCAACGAGGAAGGAGCCAGAAGAGAAGUGCGGCAAGUUCAGUUCACCAAAUGGGUCGACGACGCUACCGUGAGACCCGCGGAGCUCGUUUCUUUCCUGCUUAACCUUCGCUCCGGCAUCACAGUUGACGGUCUCAACACGGUGGUUGUGCACUGCAGCAAUGGCAGCAGCCGAACGGCCGUGGUUUUGGGGCUCUGGCUCCUGCAACUGAAGGCCGAAUUGUCCGACGAAUUGACGGACGUCAUGGAAGUCGUCAGGCACCUGAACAAAUUCCGGUGUGGUAUGCUGGAUUCGGAGGCGAAAAUUGAAAUCCUCGUCCGGAGUUUCAGCUACUACUUGAAACAUGCGAAAAUCCUGCCUUCAAGAGGUAUUGCACUGAACGCCGUAGAGAACGAGGACUCGCUGUCGCUGGUGAGCAUUUCGUCAGAGGAUGAUGGAUAUGAAACAAUGCGCUUCAGGAACUGCAGCAACAAGCGGAACACUUACGAAGACGUGCGGCCGCUUGUGUCCCAGGUUCAGAUUACAGAGGGACAGCGACCAGUCAUCAGUGUCGCAUCUUCAAAGAAACGAUCGUCUCGAGGCUACGAGUCGUUCGAAAGGCAAGGUCCCAGAUGUUCUUAUGCCCAGCCAUCUGAAUCGGUGACAAUACCCUUGAUCCAUGCAAAAAAUAGUGCAAGAGACAGCCCACAAAUCAGAAGAACCACGGUUGUUGAGCGAUGUUCAGAGGAUAUUGUUGAAAAUAAUGUAUUUUCGCCGAUGACUGCCUCAGAAGUGAAUGAUCGAACAACAAUAAGCUCAGGAACAUCAAAAAUUGAACUUCUUCCAGGUAAAAUAUCGCCGACAGUGGAACCAAAACGAACAAAAUUUUCGGAUGGCUCUCCGCAUAAAAUUUCAUCAGAGUUGAAUGUAGAAAAAAUCCCUACAAAGAUUUCCGAUUUAAAAGCACCUCCAUCAGAGUGCGUGAGAAUACAUUCAUCGAAAAUCACGGAACCUUCUACGUGGGACUCGACAAAAGCCAAAACGUCACAUGACUUCGAGUCUAUUGCUCGUCCAUCUCAUGCAACUGAGGUUCUUGAUAUUUCUGAGGACAAAAACGGAAUUAUCAGAUCUCGGAUACCCAUUUCAAUGAAAAAGCGACCUCUUCCGUACAUCAACAAAAGGAACAUACGAACCAGUAUUCGCUCUGGUAGAGAGACUAUUGGUUAAGAAAUGUGUAUUAGAAACCUAUGUUCCUCCACCAAAUCCUAUGUUCCUUCACUUUCCAUGAAGCGUCAAGUAUAUUUUUAA
Messenger RNA from Hyalella azteca, 1730 nucleotides. Its product is annotated as receptor-type tyrosine-protein phosphatase S. The record is from RefSeq and is a predicted model, not a curated record. The coding region runs from base 267 to 1649 and encodes 460 amino acids. NCBI's taxonomy places the organism in Eukaryota, Metazoa, Arthropoda, Malacostraca, Amphipoda, Hyalellidae. The transcript has 8 exons. Gene Ontology annotation, molecular function: protein tyrosine phosphatase activity. Gene Ontology annotation, biological process: protein dephosphorylation.